UAUCGCUCAGAGUCUGCCCCCCCAUCUAGGUGCACCAGCAGCCUCCGCCCUCUAUGCUUCCCCAUGAAUUGUGGGAACUCAUCAUUGACGAACUGUCCUCCGACCGUCCUGCCCUCCGUGCUUGCGGCCUGACGCAAUGGGCAUGGGUCUUACCAACUCGGCGACACCUCUACCGGGAGUUAUCUCUCUGGCGUGCCUCCGUAUACGGGCAAAAACCUUUCAGGCCCAUCCUCUCCAGGUCCAGAGCGAUUGGCACCGGUAUUGCUGGAUGUGUGCGCGCCGUCUCACUUGUAGGUGUUCACCUCUACCUCGGUGCUACUGCGGAGGACGGCGACAUGGGCAACACGGAUAUACCGGCACUGGAGACAAUACUGUCCGAACUACCCAAUGUCGCUCGCCUACGCCUAAUCGAGGUGGAUUUCAAAGCUAGCCAAGGGUGCUUGCAUCUCAUGACCCAAGUCUUAACCACCCCAUUCAGUCGAUGUUCACCUUACCGCGGCUCGAGAUGUUGUCACUUACGGAGUGCGAACUGAGAUCAGCUCUGGACACACAGUCACUGCUCGUUUCAUU
Fomitopsis serialis is the source of this 570-nucleotide messenger RNA. RefSeq lists its product as uncharacterized. The transcript has a single exon. The record is from RefSeq and is a predicted model, not a curated record. The coding region runs from base 54 to 533 and encodes 159 amino acids. Lineage: Eukaryota; Fungi; Basidiomycota; Agaricomycetes; Polyporales; Fomitopsidaceae.